Phyllotreta striolata is the source of this 2733-nucleotide messenger RNA. NCBI's taxonomy places the organism in Eukaryota, Metazoa, Arthropoda, Insecta, Coleoptera, Chrysomelidae. The record is from the annotation of a GenBank genome assembly.
UUGUUUUCCAUCGGAAGUACACGCUUUAGUCGAGUGUAGUCAGUGUAGUGCUUUGCCCAGUGCAAUACGUGAUGCCAGUGCUAGUUUUAUUUACUUAUCCGUAAACAAAUCCUUUCAAAAAUGAUAGCCAACGGCCGUGUGGUCGGGGACGGUACCUGGGACCUUCGAGUCUUCGUCACCGAUCUACAAACAGAACGAUUGAUCCGAGUCAAAGGGGAUGUACACGUGGGGGGUGUCAUGCUAAGGCUCGUAGAAGACUUAGAAAUAUCAAUGGACUGGUCAGAUCACGCCCUCUGGUGGCCGGAAAAGAACGUCUGGUUAUCCAGAACCAGAUCGACAUUGGACCAAUGCGGCGUCCACGCCGAUGCGCUGUUGCAUUUCACGCCCAUGCACAAGGUUCUCAGGGUGCAAUUGCCCGAUCUAAGGUAUUUGGACAUGCGCGUGGACUUUUCCAUAAAAACCUUCUCGGCGGUAGCGCAAAUAUGCAAGGACCUCGGCAUCAGGCAUCCGGAGGAAUUGUCCCUGUCCAAACCGUUGGAGUACAAUCAUUUGAAGUACAACUACAAGGAUAUGCCGAAGAAAAAAUCCGAGCAAAAUCACAACGGCCAUCUGGCGGCCGAUACGAAUACUUUCAUAGCGAACAGCAGUCCCGGGGGGAGUACGGGCAGUUUGGACAAUUCUCCCUUUUCGUGCGCUCCCGUUACGCCUUCCAGGGGACCAGCCAGUUCAACGCCUGUUACCUCUCCUACCGGAAAUGGUACAUGGAAGAAGAACGGUUUCAUGAAUUCUUCGGACUUGAACAACACUCUAAACUAUUCCGGAAACAGUACGAGUUUGGAACAAUUGGACAAUUUGGAUAAUUCUCUAGCGCACAGUCCAACCAUACCGAAUCCGGAGGCCAGAAAACACCUCGUCAGGCCUAAAUCUCUGGUAGAAAAAGCCCGCAUGAACGUUGCCUGGCUGGAUUCUUCAUUGUCGAUAAUGGAACAAGGCGUGAGAGAACACGAUAAGCUCUGUUUGAAAUUCAAAUUCUACUCGUUCUACGAUUUGAAUCCGAAAUACGACGCUGUCAGAAUAAAUCAGAUAUUCGAGCAGGCCAAAUGGCAAUUGCUGAACGAGGAAAUCGAUUGCACCGAAGAAGAGAUGCUCAUGUUCGCCGCUUUGCAGUUGCAAGUUAAACUGCAAGCAGAUCAACCUCAACCACAACCUAGGUUCGAUAACGGAAAAUCUAGUUCUCCGGUCUUUGAAGAUGACAUCGAAGCGGCCUUGAAUAAUCUACAAACAACGUUGGAAGGUUCCAGUAUUGGUACAUAUUCGAAUGAUAUUACACAAGUGCCGGAAUUGAGGGAUCAAUUGAGGUUUUUGAAGCCCAAACGGUUCACGUUGAAAGCGUACAAGAAAUACUGGUUCACCUGCAGAGAUUUGCAUUUGUACAUGUACAAAAGUCGCGAGGAAAUGAUGCACGGGCAAAAUCCGGUGUUGAACGUGAAUCUGAAAGGUUGCGAAGUCACUCCCGACGUUAACAUAACGCAGGGCAAGUACGUUAUCAAGCUUGAGGUUCCCGGAACCGAUGGCAUGUCGGAAAUGUAUGUGCGUUGCGACGAUGAAACUCAAUACGCCAGAUGGAUGGCUUGCUGUCGAUUGGCGGCCAAAGGACGAUCGUUGGCAGACAGUUCUUACGAAACCGAAAAACAGACCAUAUUGGAUUUCCUGAGUCUGCAAAAACCAUCGGAACAGCCUGUAUUGAAUCCGGAAAAUUUGGAUCUACAAAUCGAAGAUUACAUCGCUCCCAAGUACUUGAAGAAAUCCAGGGGAAAGUUAACCCAACGGAUCAUCGAAGCCCACGCGAACGUCAAGAAUCUUUCCCUCGUCGACGCUAAACUGAACUACAUCAAGGCCUGGCAACUUUUGCCCGAUUUCGGCAUCUCUUUGUUUACGGUGAAAUUUAUGAAUUCGAAAAAAGAGGAUUUACUAGGCGUAGGGUACAACAGGUUGAUGAAGAUGGACGUGAAUACGGGCGAUCAUCAGAAAACGUGGCGUUUCAAUACGAUGAAGGCGUGGAACGUGAAUUGGGAGAACAAGACGAUGAUGGUGCAAUUCGAAGAGGAGAAUAUUGUAUUUGGUUGUCUAUCUGCCGAUUGUAAAGUCGUUCACGAAUUCAUAGGGGGGUAUAUUUUCUUGUCGACGAGAUCGAAGGAGGCCAGUCAGACGCUGAACGAGGAGUUGUUUCACAAAUUGACUGGCGGUUGGGCGUAGAUCACGCGAUAUCGCGUUAAAAACGGGCCUUUAUAAUCGACUAAUUGUUUAAUUUCGGUAUUUCCCGGUUGUUUGGUAUUGUUCUCUGUUAAUAUACAGGGUAUAUGUUAGGUACGGUUUCGUUUGAGGAAAUGAUCUGGAAAUUAAAUUGUGCCUUCUAAAAUUGCAUUAACUCGAAUAUAAAUAUCGAUUGAUUGUAACGGCAUUUUUGUGUUGGUUACAAAUGACUAAUUAUUUUAUAAUAUUAAAAAUUGUAACUAAAUAAGUUUAAUUUCUAUAGCGUUAUACCGCUUAAAUUUUUUUUAACAGUGUAAAAUAUUUUAUCCUAUAAAAUGUAUUUGUUAAAUUUAUUUGUACAUAAAAUAAUUGUCAGUAUUUUGAUAUACCUUUUUUUUUCGGUACAUUAUUUAUUACUAGAAUUUUUAAACUCCAAAUAAUGAAACUUGUUGCCUUUUAAUGUUAAUUAUUAAUGUUACU